AUUCUUUAGCCAUUUUGAGUUUUGGUCAUAACUCCUUGACACAAAAAGAAACAGAGAGAAAGAGAGAGAGAGGAGGGAGAAGAAACCAGAGAAGAAGAGGUUGAAACAAAACCUUUCUUUUCUUGUUCAUUAUCCUUCUCAAUAUUUGGCAUUAAGGUCACACCCAUUUCACAUAUCUUUUUCUGCUACUUAUUUUCUCCAUUCAAACAUAUUCAUAAGCAGGUUACAUUCAAGAAUUUCAUAUUCUAAUUGAACAAGUGAAAUUGAUCUUGAAAAGAAACAAUGUCACAAAGUACAUUAAGAAGAGCUAUUGGAGCAGUGAAGGAUCAAACAAGCAUAGGCCUAGCAAAAGUUGGAAGCAGCUCUUCACUAGGUGACCUUGAAGUUGCCAUUGUAAAAGCAACAAAACACUCGGAAAAUCCCGCUCAUGAGAAACACGUCAGAGAGAUUCUAAGUCUGACGUGCUACUCACGCGCGUUCAUAAGUGCUUGUGUCAACACUCUCUCGAAGCGUUUGAGUAAAACGAAUAGUUGGACGGUUGCUUUAAAGACACUUGUAUUGAUUCAAAGGUUGACAUCCGAAGGUGAUCCUGCUUAUGAACAAGAGAUAUUCUUCUCAACUCGAUGUGGAACUCGACUUUUAAACAUGUCUGAUUUUAGGGACAAGUCUAAGACGAAUACGUGGGAUUACUCUUCGUUUGUUCGUACGUAUGCGUUGUAUCUAGACGAAAGGCUUGAGUAUAGAAUGCAACAUAAGCGUGUAAGAAGUGGCAGGUUUUCGUAUGAAGAAGACGAGGAAGAACAAUCAAAGGAAAAAGAAAGAAAUAGAGAAAGAGAUAAAGAUGGAAAAAUGAUUGUGAAGUCAAUACCAUUGGUUGAAAUGAAGACGGAACAACUCUUUUCUAGAAUGCAGCAUUUGCAGUUGUUGCUUGAGCGUUUUAUGGCUUGUCGUCCAACAGGUAGAGCAAAGACUCAUAGAAUUGUGAUAGUGGCACUCUACCCCAUUGUGAAGGAAAGUUUUCAAAUAUAUCAUGACAUGACACAAAUACUAGGUGUCUUCAUUGAUCGGUUCACUCAGAUGGAAAUACAAGAAUGUUACAAGGUGUAUGACAUUUUUUGUCGCAUCGGAAAACAAUACGAUGAACUCGACUUGUUUUAUAUCUGGUCUAAAAGUAUUGGAGUCGGGCGUUCUUCUGAGUAUCCAAAUAUUGAAAAAGUCACAACAAAGAAAUUAGAAAUCGUUGAUCAGUUCAUCAGAGACAAAUCAUCACAAAAAGAAAAAAUGAUUACACAAGAAAUACCGAAAGAAAAAGAAGAAGAAAAAGAAGUAGAAGAGGAUAUGAAUGAAAUCAAAGCACUUCCGCCACCGGAAGGAUUCAACGAAGAACCGAUAGAGAAAGUUGUGAAGGAAGAGAAAGAACAAGAACAAGAGAUAAAGGAAGAAAAAAUAGUUCAAACAGAAGGUGAUUUGUUAGGUUUAGGUGAUAAUAUGCAAGAUUAUAAUGAAAACAAACUAGCAUUAGCAUUAUUUGAUGGUGAAUUAUCAACAACAACGAAAACAACAACACAGGCUCUUCCAUGGCAUGUUUUUGAGGAUGAAUCUGAUUGGGAAACAUCACUAGUUCAAUCAAGUAGUAACUUACCAAAUCAGAAACCAUCAUUAGGUGGUGGAUUUGACACAUUGUUAUUGGAUAGCAUGUAUGAACAAAAUGUAGCAACAAAGCAAGGAAUGAAUGGUUAUGGAAGUGCUAGUAGUGUUGCAAGAGUUUCAGUGGCUCCAAUGUUAGCAUUACCAGCGCCGCACCCAUCGAGGAAUGGUUCUGAAGAUCCAUUUGCAGCAUCAAUGGCUGUGGCACCACCAGCUUAUGUGCAAAUGUCAGAGAUUGAGAAAAGACAAAGGUUGUUACUUGAUGAACAAGCAAUGUGGCAGCAAUAUGCAAAAAGUGGAAAGCAAGGACAUGUUGGAUUUCAAACACAACAACCACCUAAUAAUUUUUACAUGGGAGGGUAUCAGCAAAAUCAUUAUGGGGAUUAUUAUCAUUAACUAGGAAUAAUGUUUCAUUAGUUUGUACUAACUUAACUCCUUCUCCCUCUUCUCCCUUCUUUCCAAUGUGAAGUAAAAAUUAAUUGGACAACUAUAGAAGAACUUUAUAAGCUUCUUGCAAAUGAAGUGCACCAUAUUAUAACACAUACUCCAUUAAUAGUAGUUAUCUUUUUCUUUGAA
This is a messenger RNA of Lathyrus oleraceus (garden pea), 2223 nucleotides long. RefSeq names its product putative clathrin assembly protein At1g03050. Gene Ontology annotation, biological process: clathrin-dependent endocytosis; clathrin coat assembly; vesicle budding from membrane. The coding region runs from base 283 to 2043 and encodes 586 amino acids. Gene Ontology annotation, cellular component: clathrin-coated vesicle; clathrin-coated pit. NCBI's taxonomy places the organism in Eukaryota, Viridiplantae, Streptophyta, Magnoliopsida, Fabales, Fabaceae. The transcript is spliced from 3 exons. The record is from RefSeq and is a predicted model, not a curated record. Gene Ontology annotation, molecular function: clathrin heavy chain binding; SNARE binding; 1-phosphatidylinositol binding.